Molecule: messenger RNA, 2977 nt
Organism: Kickxella alabastrina
Lineage: Eukaryota; Fungi; Kickxellomycota; Kickxellomycetes; Kickxellales; Kickxellaceae
Exons: 3
Coding region: 283-2916 (877 amino acids)
Cellular component (GO): actin cortical patch
Molecular function (GO): phosphatidate phosphatase activity
Source: RefSeq, a predicted model, not a curated record
GGGUAAAAAAAGGAAAGGGCAAACAAAUUUAAUCCGUGAGCACGCUUUGUUUUUUCAUUGCCACACGCGCUGUGCUUGAAUACCAAAAAAGCCCCUUUCUACUCUGCCAAAAAGUUUCCCGCUUCUAUAUUUAUUCUACAGCUAUUUCCCCCAGCCUUAUAUAUACACGAUAAAAAAACAAAGGAAGGGUCUAGUGUAUUUUUUGUUUCAAAAUUCAAUUUCCAAUCUUUGUUAUUUCGGCAUUCAAAGGCCCCUUUCCUUUUUUAUUUUUUUCUCCCACAAAUGAGCCAGCGAGACAUUGACAGCGUAAAGUCCAAGCUCAAAGGCCUCUGGGCCCAGUACAGCAGCGGCAGUAGCACAUCGGACAGCGCAGGAGGCAGCAGCCAGCGGGACACAGACACCAUUGAGCCAGUCGAAGAGCUUCUCCUCUUCCCAACCUAUGCCUACCGCGACGAGCGGCUCAUGGUCUGGCGCGUCCAAGUCCGAGGCUGGGCAUACUGCCGUAACCCCAACACAAGGCGAGUGCGGCUGGCGGCGUCACUGAUGCGGAGAUUCAUCCGAAUCCCACAAGGUGGUGACUCCGACCAGAUGCUGCUGGACCGCGUCUCGUAUCUUUUCGCCGGCCAGCCGGCCAGCAGCGACAUGGUCAAGGUGGCCAUGGCCGGAAUUGCUGAGCCGGCGCCCUUUGAGCUGCACAUGACGCCUGGGCACAAUGAGUCGCCCAGGCUGCGCGACACUGGGGGGCCACCGAAGCCGCCGAGAUCCGCAUCAAUGCAGUCGUCACAGGCGCCCGUCAGCCUGCUGGAUGCGCCCAUUGUGCUGACGUCGCAGUUUGACCCACAGGACGGCGACCAGUGCAAAAAAGUGUCCCAGGCGUCAGGGAACCCGUUUGCGGACCAGGAGAGCAGCAGCACCGCGGCUGGCGGCAGUUGGCAGCUCGCAGGCAUCCAGCCGACGAUCAUCCAGAAGGCGCUGCAGAUCGACGCGUUUGCAUGGCAGAACCUGGUCAUUGAGGAGGGUCUGUUUGAGGGCGAGAUUCUGCUGGGCUUCAACGAGCUCGAAUGGCUCGUGCAGAGCUACAAGGCGUCGCGCAUGGGCCACAGCGACGGCAGCCGGCGACUAGUCGAGCUCCGCGGACGCCUGUUCUCAUGGGCGGACUCAGCCAUCGUCACCGGAUUGGCGCACCUCGUUGAGCCACAGGGCGUCUCAGUGGUGUCUGACAUCGACGACACAAUCAAGGCGUCCAACAUCACGGCCGAAAAGCGCAUAGUCCUCGAAACAGUCUUCGCCAAACCAAUGCAGGCUGUGCCCGGCAUGGCGGCGCUCUACCAGCAGUGGUACGAGAAGGGCGUGGAGUUUCAUUAUGUUAGCAACAGCCCCUGGCAGCUAUACCCUUCGCUGGACGAGUUCUUCCACCGCAACCGCUUUCCGCCCGGCAGCGCCCACCUGCGGUCAUUCGACCCCAACGACCUAUUGUCGAUCAAGAACUACACAGGUACGCCGCAGCUCAAGCGAGACACCAUUGAGCUGCUCUUCCGCACAUUCCCCAAGCGCAAGUACGUUCUUGUCGGCGACUGUGGCGAGCAGGACCUGGAGACAUACACGGAUCUGGCGCGCAGAUACCCGGACCGCGUACUGCGGAUCUAUAUCCGCGACGUGUUUGCGCCGAUGGGCGUGGCUGCGGUGACCACAGACACGGAUGUUGCCGGAAACAACGUGGCUAAUGGCUUGAUCCCAUACGGUAUCGUGCGGCCGUCGAUGUCGAGACAACAGGGCGCGACUGAGGAACUAGAGGAGCAGGAUUUGAUCCAGCUUAAUGAAGAGCUUCGCCAGUUCAAUUAUCUGGAAGGAGCACAUCCCAGAAACAAGGUGCUUCCGCUGGUGCCGGGUAUUCCGCCGCCGGUACCGCCCAAGCCAAUGCACCUGAGCAGCAGCAGCGGCGGCAGCAGUGUUAGUAAUGGUGGUAAUGGGCCCAGUAUGUCGCGGCCAUCUAACUUGUUCCCGGCUAUGGGUCCGACGUAUGACAGCGCGGCGGUAUCGGCGCCGCCAAAACCACCACGCAAAACGUCCCUUGCCCAGGCGCCCUACAUUGCCACAGCCUCCGGCACAUCUGCGCCAGCCUUGCCUCGCAGACCACUGCCAGCAGCAGCAGCAGCAGCUGUCACGGCCAACGGAAUGCCUGGAGGCUGGACACCAAGUGGCCAGCUAGCGAAUACCCCACAGGAAGAAAGUGAUUCAGCAUCUGACUCUGUGCCACUGAAUACAGCUGAGCGCAUUGAGGCGAAAAUCAACCAGCUGCGUGAGCAGGCGCAGGAGUGGAUGGCAUUCUAUGCGCAGCAGUUUUAUGUUGCGCCCACACGCAGUUAUCUCCGAUAUGCCCACAUAUUUAUGCCGACUGUUGAGCAGAAUAUGAAGAUUAUCGAUUAUGAGGCCGUGCCGACCGAGUUCCACCAGCACUACCAGCAGCAGCAAAUGCAAAUGCAGCAGCAGCAGCAGCAACAGCAGCAGAUGCAGAUGCAGAUGCAGAUGCAGCAGGCGAAUGCCGAGAACACGUCCAAUGCGAUGAGCCCGGCAGCAACUAUAGAUCUCAACACACCAGCCAACAGGAGCAGCGGCAGCCCGCCGAGGCCUAACGCUUCCAGCCGCAGCGGCAGCGGAUACAACACCCCUGGUGGAACACUGGCUCCCCAGGGCUCAUUCGUCAUUGGUUCCUCGUACGACAUCCCCGAGCCGCCGCCGCCAGAGGCGCAACUGGCACGCAGUGCGCGCAGACUGCUGCUGUGGAAGCGGUACUUGUUGGCCACGCAGGGCCUGUCGCCUGCGCUGUGCCGGCUGUUCGUCGACGCCAGCGAUAUCAAACAGGACACCGAGCUGACCGACGUUCUCCUGCCGCAGUUCUCAAAACAGCAGAUAUAGACUAAAUGAAUGAAUUUGGUAGGUUGUGUGGUUUUAAUUUUUAUUGUAAUCAAAUAGAGUC